Vidua chalybeata is the source of this 1220-nucleotide messenger RNA. It is a transcript of the gene TMEM220, whose product is annotated as transmembrane protein 220. The transcript is spliced from 6 exons. The coding region runs from base 186 to 665 and encodes 159 amino acids. NCBI's taxonomy places the organism in Eukaryota, Metazoa, Chordata, Aves, Passeriformes, Viduidae. The record is from RefSeq and is a predicted model, not a curated record.
AUCAGGAUCGGGAUUGGGGCUGGGAUCGGGGCUGGGAUAGGGGAUCGGGGCUAGGAUCGGGGAUCGGGAUUGGGGAUUGGGAUCAGGAUCUGGGAUCAGGAUCGGGGCAGAGAUCGGGAUCGGGGCCGGGAUCGGUUUCGGGGCCGCGGCCCGCCCGCGUUCCGCCCCUCUGUCCCGCCCCGGCCAUGGCGGCGCGGCUGUGGCGGCUCUGCAACCUCCUCAUGGCCGCUUUCUUCGGGCUGGCGGCCGCCGUGCAGGUGAACGACCCCGACGCGGGGCUGUGGACGGUUGUCUACUUAGUGCCAGCUGCCCUGACACUGCUUGUCAGCAUCAACCCUUCAAUAACAGACAAUGGUGUUUGGAGGAGCCUCUGUGACCUUCAUUCUGCUGGCUGUGUUGUUGGGACCAUUGCCUUGGCUUGCUCUUUGUUUGCUUAUGCUCAAGGAAACAUUUUUCAUGAAGAGGAAGGCAGAGAACUGUUUGGUCUUGUGAUUAUUGCAAUAUGGAUGAGUCUUUGUCGCAGUUCAGCAAAGAGUCCCCUGGGAGGAGUUCGCUUGGUUGCUGCAGUCAUCGUUGCCCUCUGUCCCUUUGUUUCAUGGCUGUACAUUUAUGUGAACAAGGACAUGCGAGAGUCUUGGCCAACACACUGCAAAACUGUGAUUUAACUGGGUGGGAGAAAGUCCACAGUAACCAUGCUGACCUUAUUUGCCUUUGUUUUUUUGCUUAAUGAAAGGUGAGUGUCAGUUUGAUAGGACCCAAGAAUACCUGGCUGCUUCCAGCAGUGCCAGUUGAGAUUUGGUAAAAUAUUGAGGAACACUGUCAAAUCUGAGUGGGGAAUUUUCUAUGGAAACUGUUCACCUUGCUGCUUCUUAGAUUUUCCAAACACCAUUGAGCUAAUGUCUGUUCUGAUGGUGUAUUCAAAAUAUCACUGUAUCCCUGGAUCACUCUCCAGUCACCUUGUAGUUUGGGAAAUCUACUAUUCUGUAACAUAAGGGACAAAUAAAGCAAAUACUGUUUUAAUAAAUGACUAUUUACAGUCAUAGAACUUUCAAAAAUGUGCCUGGAUAAUCUAUUUCAGGCUUACUGGAAAAUUGAGCAGUCUAUCUCUGUCCUGUGCUAAAAUCAUAUGUAGAAUAUAUCUGAAAAAAAUAUUUUUGCUAUUAUCUUUAACUGAAAGCCAUUGGUUUUACUGAGUAAUAAACACUAUUUUUUAUAAGAAA